UUCAAAACUCCUUCAAUGGAAACAGAGAACCAACUCCUUAUUGUACUGAUGAAGUUAAAAAUCAAUCUUCGGGACAUUGACUUGGCCCAUAGAUUCUGUGUCAGUCGACCAACCAUUUCGAACAUCUUCCAUACCCUUGUUUAUGCACUACACGAGAUGCUGUCUGAUGGUGUAGUCAACGAAUGUUUUCCAAGUCAACUUAAAUGCAAAGGGUCUAUGCCAAAAUCUUUUGAGGAUUUCUCCUCUGCUAGAGCAUCCAUGGAUGCAAUUGGAACUACCCAGGACAUCCCAACACAUAUGGAUAAUCAAGCCAUGGCCUACAGUACCUACAAAAGUCGACAUACUGUUAAAGCAGUGACUUGCGUGGCUCCAAACGGUGCACUUACAUUUUGCUCUAAGCUGUAUCCAGGUUCUACUUCUGAUGUAGCUAUUGUACGCCACAGCCAAGUCCUACAAAAAUUUAAAGCUGGAGACCUUAUUUUGGCCGACAAAGGUUUAACCAUUCAUGAUCAGUUGCCCAAAGGUGUCUGUUUAAAUAUACCAGCUUUUUUAUCGACACGAGGCCAGUUUACCAAACAAGAAGCAGCAUUGUGUUACAAGAUUGCUAAAGCACGCAUUCAUGUGGAAAGAGCCAACGAGAGGAUAAAGAACUAUGAGAUUCUCCGUCACAUCCCAUCUACUUACAGACCGAUCUCAACAAAAAUAUUUCAACUCUGUUCUUGUCUCGUAAACUUGCAAGCUCCACUUUUGAAAGAAAUUGCUUAA
Saccostrea echinata is the source of this 765-nucleotide messenger RNA. RefSeq lists its product as uncharacterized. The record is from RefSeq and is a predicted model, not a curated record. The transcript has 2 exons. Bases 16 to 765 code for a protein of 249 amino acids. Lineage: Eukaryota; Metazoa; Mollusca; Bivalvia; Ostreida; Ostreidae.